Molecule: messenger RNA, 848 nt
Organism: Prunus mume (Japanese apricot)
Lineage: Eukaryota; Viridiplantae; Streptophyta; Magnoliopsida; Rosales; Rosaceae
Product: thaumatin-like protein
Source: RefSeq, a predicted model, not a curated record
AAUAGCAGCACAUCCCAGCCAUCUCCAUCAGUCAUAUCAAUUUCAGAUGCCAAUCUCACAAGUCUUCUUCUUCCUCUGCUUUCUCAUCUCCCUGUCCUUCAUAGAUGGAACUCAACUCAUUAUAGUGAACAACUGCAAGGAGAGCAUAUGGCCCGGGAUCCUUGGCACUGCAGGCUACCCAACUCCUCAAUGCGGCGGCUUCCAUCUCCACAGCGGGGAACAGCUAGUCCUUGACGUGCCCGAAAACUGGUCAGGAAGACUAUGGGGCAGGCAAGGCUGCUGCUUUGAUGAACAAACAGGCAAAGGCUCAUGCCAAACAGGGGAUUGCGCCGGGCUCUUACAAUGCAGGGGACUUGGUGGAGUGCCUCCAGCCACACUAGUUGAAAUGACACUUGGGACCUCCAAAUCAGACUUGCAUUACUAUGAUGUGAGUUUGGUUGAUGGGUUCAACGUUCCGGUUUCAAUGAGGCCAAUAGGUGGUAGGAUGGGGUGUGGGGUUGCUGCUUGUGAGGCUGACUUGAAUGUUUGCUGCCCAUCUGCAUUGGUGGUGAUGAAACAAGGGAAGGUUGUAGGCUGCAAGAGCGCUUGUUUGGCUGCAAAUUCAGACAGGUAUUGCUGCAGAGGGGAGUUUGCAGAUCCAAAGAGUUGCAAGCCAACUGUUUUUGGUCAUCUUUUUAAGGCUAUUUGUCCCAGGGCUUAUAGUUAUGCCUUUGAUGAUUCUACAGGGCUCAAGACUUGUAAAGCUCCUCGCUAUGUCAUUACAUUUUGUCCUCCUAACCAUGGAUGAUCUAUUUGAGCAGAGACCAUGCCCAAGGCAAAAUGCUGGGUAGUUUUGGGGUGCUCUUGUA